UCUUGUGUUGUCAGCUAUGGCCGACACGUUGCAGAAGUGAGAGAGAAGUCAAAUACAGAAUGAACCAAAUGGUUUUACGGGAGCGAUUAGCGGCAUGGGAGGCCAAGACCGAUACCGUGGCUCCUUUAACAGAAAAGCAGAGGGACAGCAUCAUGGAGCUGACCACUCAGUCUGCUGUACGCCCGCUUCCGAUAGAGCUUCCACUGGAAGACUUCCCAACCAUAACUACUCAUAUGAAUGAUGGCAGCUCUGUUGAUGUGGACAGUGUUGGAAAGUGCCUGGCAGAGUUUGACUUAGGGGGACAGAAAGUGGAGAAUGCUCAGCAGUUUUUCUCCUGGUUUGCCGAAGUGGAGGAGAAAAUGGAGGCUGAAGAAGAGGAAGGUCAGAGAGCAUUCAUAGAGCAGCUUCAAGAGUACAGAGACCAAUGCACACAAGUAUUGUCUGAAGUAUCGCACUCUCUGGACCAUCUUAAAGCUCUGCAGUCUCAGUACGUGCUGGUGUCAACGAAGACCAAUGCCCUGCAUGAAGCAUGUGAGCAUCUUCUAGCCGAGCAGACAAAGCUGGUGAAUACUGCGGAGAGCAUUAACAACAGGCUGUCCUAUUUCAAUGAGCUAGAGAGGAUAUCUAGUAAACUCGGCUCUCCCACCCUGGCAGUGACCAGUGAAUCUUUUGUGCCCAUGCUUAGCAGGCUAGAUGAGUGCAUUGCCUACAUACAGGGAAAUCCCCAGUACAAGGAGACCCACACGUACCUGGCCAGGUUUAAGCAGUGUCUGUGCAGGGCUCUCACUUUGAUCAAGACCCAUGUAGUCAACCUACUGCAGAGCGCUACACAACAUGUUUUACCCAAAAAGGAUGGUCCUCCCCAGAGUGAGAAUGCUUUCACUCUAUUUUAUGGCAAGUUUCGCACCAAUGCUCCCAGAGUGAAGUCCCUGAUGGAACAGAUUGAGCAAAGAAUUGACAAGAGUCCAGAAUAUUCCCAGAUGCUGACCGACUGCCACCAGUGUUAUUUCCAGCAAAGACUGACACUUCUUGGUCCCAGUGUCAGCUCCGCACUUACGGACCUGUCCACUAAACAUGUCAGAGACCACUGCGCCCUGAUGCGCAGUGGAUGUGCUUUCAUGGUCCAUGUUUGUGAAGAUGAAUAUCAGCUGUUUUCUCAGUUCUUUACACAUCAUACUACAUUAUUAGACUCAAUGUUACUUGGGUUGUGCAAUCAGCUUUACGAUGUUCUUCGGCCUCUCAUUAUACACGUGAAUCAUCUGGAGACCUUGGCAGAACUCUGUAGCAUAAUGAAGGUUGAAAUGCUGGAAGAACAUGUACUGCAUAACCCCAAAGAGCUACAGGCAUUUGAGACAGUCUGCCUUCAGAUGCUGGAAGACGUCCAGGAAAGACUAGUGUACAGAACUCAUAUCUACAUCCGGUCCGACAUCUUGAAUUAUCAUCCUGCAGCUGGCGACUUGGCGUAUCCUGAAAAACUUGAAAUGAUGGAGAGCAUAGCAGAGAGCAUAAAGCAACAAAACCAGCAGCACACAAGGUCAGGCUCCAUUGGAUCCGUAUCCUCGAUUUCUUCCAACACAAGUCAAGAGGUUGCACAGAUUACGUCGCAUGCUGAGGAAAACGGCGAACGGAAGAUCGAAGAGCCGGUGGCUGUGCCAGCAGUACCUGUAGAGAAUGGAGGCCUUGCGGUACUACCGUUGAACCCGAAUAUGCCAGAGCCGUUCAUAGGCAGCAAUAUGCCCAUGUCCCCUGCAGACCUCCAUGGCAUGUGGUACCCCACAGUGAGGAGAACUCUGGUCUGUCUGUCCAAGCUGUUCAGGUGUGUCGAUAGGACAACUUUCCAAGGACUCUCUCAGGAGGCCCUUUCUAUGUGCAUACAGUCCUUGGUAGAGGCAACAGACAGCAUUAAGAAAAGAAAAAAUUCAGAGAUAGAUGGGGAGCUCUUUCUAAUCAAACACCUGCUGAUUCUUCGAGAACAGAUUGCACCAUUCCACAUAGACUUUGCAGUAAGAGAGACAGCUUUAGACUUCAGUAAACUCAAAGAUGCUGCCUAUGGUUUGAUGCAUCAUAAAUCGAUGAUGUUUGCUCUGAACAGAAACAAUGCUUUCCUGCAAUUUCUGCUUGAAGGAUCUCCACAAGUCACUGAACAUUUCUUGGACUCGAAGCGUGAAGUGGACACACAGCUGAAGAAAAGUUGCGAGGAUUUCAUUCGCUAUGUGUCGGACACAGUGGCAGGCCCACUGCACUCUUUUCUCACCAAGGCUGAAGUAAUAGUAAAACAUGGCCAAGGGGACACUGGGCAGAAGAUUUCUCUAAGACAACAGCCUUUUGCCAGCCCUGAGAAAGUCCACGAAGCAGUGACCCAGACCUACAAACACCUGAAACAGAAAAUACCAAGCAUACAGAAAAGCAUGAUGCUCUAUCUGGCCAAUAGAGACACAGAACACAUUCUCUUUAAACCAAUCAAAGUCAAUAUCCAGCAUGCUUUCCAGCAGCUUCACACAAUUCUCAGUGAGAACUAUUCAGAAGAAGAUCAACAGAUCAUUGGAUGUCCUUCACUUGAUCAGGUGAGUAUGAGUUUUCUUUAUAGGAAUCGGGUUAAAUUUUCAUGCUAUAGGCUAUAAAAAUAUCAAUUGUCUGGUCCGUCUCCCAUACCAGGAAG
Lingula anatina is the source of this 2659-nucleotide messenger RNA. Its product is annotated as conserved oligomeric Golgi complex subunit 3. The record is from RefSeq and is a predicted model, not a curated record. Gene Ontology annotation, biological process: intracellular protein transport; Golgi organization; intra-Golgi vesicle-mediated transport. Gene Ontology annotation, cellular component: COG complex; membrane; cis-Golgi network. Lineage: Eukaryota; Metazoa; Brachiopoda; Lingulata; Lingulida; Lingulidae.